This is a messenger RNA of Echinostoma caproni, 1989 nucleotides long. NCBI's taxonomy places the organism in Eukaryota, Metazoa, Platyhelminthes, Trematoda, Plagiorchiida, Echinostomatidae. The record is from the annotation of a GenBank genome assembly.
AUGAAACCAGUUCCUUCGAGCCGAUUGGAUUCUCAGUUAAUUGAAUCCACCGAGUCCCCGGAAGAAUCUACAACGAUCGGAAGUGAAUUCAACUCAGCGAACUCUUUGUCCGACCCCAUUGCUGGUGACCAUGCGGCGGCCUCAAUACUUUGCGGAAAGGUCUACGGGCGAUUUCGUCGUAAUCAAGCCGCGUUCGGUAUGGAUAGUGAACAGGCUAAUCCAUUUUGCCCCGAUUCAAUCCGUGAAUGUUUAAAACAACUUGAAGAGCUUGCCUCAACAGGCUUUCAGUGUUGCUCUGCUCAAGAGCAGGACGCGAUUCUUUGCAAAAUCCAUGCGUUGAUCAAUUCCAGUUUAUCCAAGAGCUCAACCGCUGAAUGUGAUGAUGAUUGGGGUCGACUGUGCCAAAUUUUGAUGGGUGAAGUUGAUGCGUCGCCAGGACGCCACUCCAACCUACCUAAACGACCUCGGACUGGGCUUAAAAAAUCCCUGACCACACCAAUGUUUUCACAAUUUCUGAAUAAUCUAACACAAUUUGAUACCAAAAAUGUCAGCAACGGUGCGGGGUACUCGCGUUGGUUGACCGGAUUGGAUCCGUUUCUGAUUCGUUUAGCUACUCGACCGGUGAAUCCAUUGUAUCAGGGGAAUGGUCUACUGUGCCAGAUUCAGCAUGGGAUCCUGUCCAGCUCGUCUGCUUAUUCUGACCAUCCGCUUCUCCUGUGGUCUCCACCAAAACCUCCUGAUUUGGAUGGAGAUUGUUCAAGCGCGUUGUUCUUCUCUCUCUGGUCCCCCGAAUUCUCAUCACAAGAGGAACGUCUUGUAGGCUAUGUGGGCAUUCCCGCCAAGUUGUUAUCCGGCUCUGCACGCCUGUGCGAACUGGAUGCGAUCUAUGCAGAUACUGGUUCACGUGCGAAUAUCUUGACUCGGUGGUCCGAUACGUCCAGCACGAUGGACAAUGUGAUUCUGUUCCAUGUGAACUCGGACGAGUCUGCUUCGCCGAAAUCAUUACCGUGUGCAAUGACGCAUAUGUUUCGACCUUUAUUACCAAGUCGUGGAAGUACCAUGUGUUUCAAUCCAUGGCUGACGGAUGAAUGGGCUGUUGCGGGCAAUCACAUCACGUCAGCCGGUGAUCGGACAGCAUUUAUUCGUUUGUAUACCACAGAUUCAACCUUACCUAUCUGGUCCGGUCAGGUGGCACUAGACGAUCCUCGGGAGACAAUAUCUGGAAUAAACCAGGCCUGUUGUGAGAGUGCGGGUUCCGUAAAUGCCGCGGAUAAUGUACAGACUAGCUUAUUUACUGCGUUUGAACCCGGUACGAAAACACAUCCACGAUUUUCUGUGUUCACCGAUGGUCUUCGAUCCGCCCCGUUUGAUCACUUCCUCCGAAUCGGUUACGGAUCAGAUCCGAGUCAGGUAUGCCUGACCACCAGUCAGCGUAUGCUCUUAAUGGACACACGGCAAAAUUCCGUAGCUCAUUGUUUGUUUCAGUUUCGUUCCGGUGAUCCCGCCCUCGACAGCCUGUUCCACUCAACCGAUCGUUUCACUGCUGUUGGCCCACGAUUUCUUGAAGAUUUGUAUGUUCUGGCCGGGACCGCGUACAACAUGCUGGUUUUGGAUAAACGUAUGCCCACUCGUCCUGUGUUACACUGGACUCAUUCAUUAUUCGGUGAGCCAACCUAUUUGAACUGGACCAAACCAAGCGGUUCAUUGCGGACCCAAUAUGAUUUGCCCGAAUUGUUCGUAACCACGUGUUCACAAAAUCCUCCGGGCGUUGCUUGUGUCGGGUUGAAUUUGACCGGCAAAGCUGGGUGUCAACUUGUCGGGCCCACUUGUUCCGGUGCUGCGUUAACGAAAGUGCUCACUGGUGCACAGAAUGAGUUGCCCAGUCAAUUAAUGACCAAUAAAGUUGUCAAUCGACGUUUGCAGUGCACCACAUUUUGCGGUUUGACCACGAAUGUGAUGUCCCACACGAAAAACGAUUGUCACUAUCUG